AUGAUUGUCCCGGUGGGCAACUGCCUAGAACCGUCGGGACGCCCAUCAAUCACUGUCUCACUCUCCUCAUACGGUCAUGCCAAUGGCCCAUUGGUAACACCAGAAAUUCAGGAACAGAACUCAAUUCUGUUGUCUUACAAUAUUCGCCAUCUUCCAAAUCCACCACGAAAUCUACGUGCCAUGACAACUGGCCUGUCACCUCGACUUCGGAAGGAGUUUCUCAAGAAUGAAAUCGUGGGAGGCUUCCUUGAAAGAGCGCAGAAUGAGAUCGUCAACUCACUCAAGACAUCUUGUGAUGCAUUAUCCCAAAAAAGUAGUACUCCCGAGGAACCAAAAAUCUAUGGCAAUGAGCCUGAAAUCACGACAACCAGUACUCACCAGAAACCCAAUAUCUUACUAGUUGUGACUGUGUGUUGUGAGGAGGGCCGCCACCGGAGUGUUGCUUUCGUGGAAGAAUUAGCGCAAAGACUUUCUUUGCUAAGAGAUGGUGCUGAUAUGUCUCGUUCUUGGAAACUGAGUGUUACUACUUUCCAUCGAGACUUGGAAGCCUUGGGGGUUGCCUCUAAUGGUCUGGACUCGGUGGCAAGUCAACAAAUAGGAAAGUCCUCUGCUAAGAUUAAACGAGAAAAGGGAAAAGAUUCAAGAAGGCUCAAUCAGAAGAAUAGGAAUGGAUAUGAGGAUGAGAUGGUGCAAUGA
This is a messenger RNA of Penicillium crustosum, 696 nucleotides long. RefSeq lists its product as uncharacterized. The record is from RefSeq and is a predicted model, not a curated record. The transcript has a single exon. The coding region runs from base 1 to 696 and encodes 231 amino acids. Lineage: Eukaryota; Fungi; Ascomycota; Eurotiomycetes; Eurotiales; Aspergillaceae.